AUGUCUCCCUCCGCCUCCCCAGUCCAGAUCCCCAACGUCAAAGAAGACGCUCGCCGAGCCUUUGAUGUACUCCAGAAAGGCGGACUUGCCAUCGUGCCUUUCAGCGUUGGAUACGCAAUCACAGCCACCGACCCAGUAGCGCUCCAACGAGCCUUCGAGACCAAGCAACGGAAACCUCACAAACGUCAUGCCAUGAUCGGAAGCUACGCCUUGCACAAGGAGAUUCAUGUCCUUCCUGAGCGUGAAGCGGGCAUGGUGGGACUCCUGACUAAAACGCUGGAUAUGCCUUUGGGAGUUGUAGCCCCGUUCCGAAAGGAUCAUCCCUUGAUUCAGAAAUUGGGUGAGGAUUUGUUGGCGAGAAGUUCAAUGGAUAAUACUUUAUCUAUGCUGGUGAACGGCGGCCCUUUCCAAGAUGAGCUUUCAAGAUUGGCCGUGGAGGCUGGAGUUCCGUUGAUGGGAUCAUCCGCAAAUGUGAGCGGCAAAGGCACCAAGUCCUUCGCCGAAGACAUCGAACCCGAAAUUCUGGCCGUAGCAGACAUUGUCAUCGACUACGGCAAGAUGAAGUACGUCCACCCUCGGCCGUCUUCGACAAUGAUCAACUUCAAAGACGUCUCCGUCAUCCGAUUUGGAUCCUGCUACGAUGCCAUCAAAGAUGUCAUGAAGCGCUUUUACGAUAUAGACUUCCCGGAAGACCCAGGUAGACAGAAUCUGUUCUCAGGGCACCUAGAAAAAGAGGCCAAUACGUACUGA
Molecule: messenger RNA, 750 nt
Organism: Zasmidium cellare ATCC 36951
Lineage: Eukaryota; Fungi; Ascomycota; Dothideomycetes; Mycosphaerellales; Mycosphaerellaceae
Exons: 3
Coding region: 1-750 (249 amino acids)
Biological process (GO): regulation of translational fidelity
Cellular component (GO): cytoplasm
Molecular function (GO): nucleotidyltransferase activity; double-stranded RNA binding; tRNA binding
Source: RefSeq, a predicted model, not a curated record